AUGCCAAAAUUUAACUUUUUUCCCCAUGUCAAUUUUCUGGCAUACAUAAAAAAAAUAAGUAUAAGGUAUAAUCCUUGUGGAACAUAUAAUGAUAAUUGUAGAAAAUUGAUUCAUCUUAUUGAAAAUAAACAAAAAAAAGACAAAUUCCUUAAUCUGGAUUACAAAUUAGAGUUAAUUGA
This is a messenger RNA of Plasmodium gaboni, 179 nucleotides long. RefSeq lists its product as hypothetical. The record is from RefSeq and is a predicted model, not a curated record. NCBI's taxonomy places the organism in Eukaryota, Apicomplexa, Aconoidasida, Haemosporida, Plasmodiidae. The annotation marks the transcript as partial. The transcript has a single exon.